Trichoderma aggressivum f. europaeum is the source of this 1026-nucleotide messenger RNA. RefSeq lists its product as uncharacterized. Bases 1 to 1026 code for a protein of 341 amino acids. The transcript has 2 exons. The record is from RefSeq and is a predicted model, not a curated record. Lineage: Eukaryota; Fungi; Ascomycota; Sordariomycetes; Hypocreales; Hypocreaceae.
AUGACACAAUUAUCUGCACACGAGGAAUUCCGGCCGCGGAACGGUUCGAGCCUGAGUCGAGAAAUCGAAUCAUUGGUCAACUAUGUCAAGCAGCUAGAAUUUGAUCCCAACACAUUUGUAAUUAUUGUUUGCCGCCAUGGAGCCAUCGAAGGUUUGACGAAUAAGAUAAACCAGAAGAAGCAGGAAAAGAUUUUCCAACGGGUAAAAAAUUUUGAUAUCAGAGCGACAGACGACAUUAGGCUCGGCGCAGUGACCGCUGUCGUCGAGAAAUCAGGACUAUAUGACAACCUUGUGAUCAUCACGAGUGGGUUUAUCAGCCACCUAUACUUCGACGUUGGGUUCAAGAUCAUUGACUUGAAGGUAUAUCGGUGCGCAAUCAAUGACAACCCCAACGAAUACCUUCAUGUCGAUGGCUAUUCAAAAUUCCACGGACAAGCCGUUCGAUCUUGGGAGGGGAUGUAUCAUGAAGCCAAACUCUGGCUUGGACCUGGUGUCGUGUUCAACCUCGGCUCUCACAUCGGUCAAUUAGGGCAACUGUCUGAGACUUCUUCUGCCAUCUCUGAUUUCGAUCGAAACAAGCUUCGCGCACACAUUGAGAAGAUGGAUAGAGUGAAAAUGGAAGGAAGUUGGUGGGACGACUUCCGAGCCCCAAUUUCCGCGAUUGUUGGUAUUCUUACCAGUGCCGCCAAGCUUGCUUCAACUGGGCUCGUUAAGAUGUCCGCGGAAGGGAUAUUUGUACAGUACAAGUUUAUUGGAUAUGCGAUUAGCACAGCGACAGCAGCUUCCAUGACAGCACUCUCAGCAGGGACUGCGAUGCUGGUCGCGCCAGGUGUAGCGGCGGCCGUUUACUUCAUUCCAUGGGGUUCCAUCUUUGGUUGGUUGAACACGGUUGUCUCGUGGCUGACGACAGGGAUCAAUAAGAUUUGGGAAAAGAUCAAAGAUUGGCUGGCUUCGUGUGCGAGUACGAUUCGAGAUACUCUAGGGCUUGACAGGAAGUUGCACGUCCCACUCAGGUUCCCGGCAUGA